UCACUGGGUUUCCAACGUGGAAGUGCAGAAGAAACAGAGAGAAAGAGAGGAAGAAGAGACGAAGAGAAAGGGGAAACACAAAGGAAAAGAGGAAGAUCGAUCGAGAUCUCCCUUGUGUUGUUCACAGUUGAAGAAAUUGAAGAGGAGAACGAGAGAAACUCAAGGGUAUCACAAGUUUCGGGUUUCAGCACAUCUAAACUUUUUUCCGUGGAGGUUGAAGAAGAUCGAAGUGUAUUUUGAUCAGUCUACUUUAAAGGAUCAUUACUUUGGUGAAGGAACUCAAAUCUGUGUGAUCCUGAGCUUGUUGGAAAGCUUAGAAAAUCUAGCUUCGUGUGGUUUCAAGUUACUUCAGUUAUUCCUCUGGGUGGUGGAGUCUGUGUUUAAAAAAAGUAUUGACAAUUCAAGAUGCCAAAGGAGAGAAGGGAUAGGUCCUUGUCGCAUGAAAGUAGCAGAGCAUCACCUUACCCGAGCAGCUCUAGUUGUGUUGGAAGAUCUGCUCUUAGAGAGUCAGAGGAAAACGUUAAAGAAUGGGAGGAUGCUAGGUGUCCAGUGUGCAUGGAACACCCUCACAAUGCUGUUCUCCUUAUAUGUUCAUCCCAUGAGAAAGGAUGCCGUCCUUACAUGUGUAACACUAGCUAUCGCCACUCAAACUGUCUUGAUCAGUUCCGCAAGUCAUUUGCUGAGACCGCAUCAACCAUUGCUCAAGUAGAAAGUCAAAUUUCUAACACUGUCGAUAGUAUAAUUGAUGUGCCAGAAGACAGAAAUGAGGAGGGGACUGUCCAAAGUGGAAUUAAUGUACCGGAAGACAUAAGUGAGGUGACUGUCCAAAGUAGAAUUGAUGUGCCUGAAGACAGAAGUGAGGGUUUGGUUACAAUGCAAGCCUUAUCCUGUGACAAUGAGGCAAAGUCAAAGUUAGUAUGCCCUCUAUGUAGAGGGCAAAUAAAAGAGUGGAAAGUAGUGGAGGCGGCUCGGCAUUUUAUGAAUGAAAAAUCAAGGAGUUGUUCUUGUGAGACUUGCAACUUCACUGGCACAUACCCAGAUCUUAGAAAGCAUGCAAGACUUGAACAUCCUCUAGAGCGCCCAUCUGCAGUAGACCCAGAACGUCAGCGUAACUGGAGGAGGUUAGAGCGCCAGAGGGAUCUUGGCGACCUCCUUAGCACACUUCAAACUUCAUUCGGGGUUGAUGAUCCCAUAGAUGAUGGUGGUCUGCUAGCUGUGUUUUUCCUCAUUCUUCAACCUGCAUCUGUGUCCAGGGGCACCACACUCCAGAUGCGAAUAAGAAGACCCGCGACACUAUGGGGGGAAAAUUAUGAUGGACAGUCUGGAUCUGAUGAUGCAAACGAAUCUUCAGAUGGAGGCUCUGAUAAUAGACCUCAUCGUGGUCGAGGACAGCGGACUCCUCCGCCGUGACUUGCAAAUCAUUGAUGAUACUGGCUUGCUCUUCUCUCACCCUUUUCUGCCUUUCCAGAAUGGUCAUGAAUACACGUCGGAUAUUGAUUGUUUAUCAGUAUAUUUAAUAUUUCUGCCAUACUUCCCAGGGAUUCUGAACGAUUGAGCUUGAAAUAAAAUUUACCGUUGUGCCA
Molecule: messenger RNA, 1583 nt
Organism: Vigna angularis (adzuki bean)
Lineage: Eukaryota; Viridiplantae; Streptophyta; Magnoliopsida; Fabales; Fabaceae
Exons: 3
Coding region: 406-1410 (334 amino acids)
Source: RefSeq, a predicted model, not a curated record